AUCACUAUUAGCGCUUGAAUAAGGACCGUCAUGAUGCUGGCACCUCCAUCCAGUCGUACUCUCGACAAAGGCUAGUUGAAUGCUAUACGCCGUCUUGGUGUCCCACAUUGCAAAUACCGCACACUUGUCCGGCACCGAUUAGAAGGCGUCCUUUCAAUCCCAUCUGCUUCUCAAACUGAUGGACAGGUUUCGCAGCGGGUCAGUGCAGGCAGAGAUGAGAGCGAUGCUAAGGAUUUACAUGCUGUGGCACUCUGCGCAUUUGCUCCUGACCCUUAUGAUACUUCCCACUGGCAUUGUUCUCGCAAACGGUAAGGGCACCUGCGGUUUCCAUCGGAUACAAGGGAGAGGACAGGUCGCAUCAAUCCUCGCACUUCCAUCCUUUUUGGUUCACCACGAUGGGAGGGAAGGAGGUCGAUGGAUGGUGAGAUUCGCUGGCAUAUCGGUCCAAUCUAGAAAAUCUAUGGAACAUUUUCCGAGGCAUCACACCAGGGGCUGCGGAUGGUGCGAUGAAGUUGGCUUGGUUCAGUACUGGCUUUUGAUAGAUGCCAACGGUCCUCACAGCCGUGGUGCCGGUAUUGGGCUGGCCCGAGAUCGGUUACAAGGUAUAAGCGAUCAGGCUAGGACUGUUCGGAUCAGUUCAUUGGAACAGGUAGAGUGAAGAAAAACUUGGAGCGCCGCAACGACUUACCUUGCUCGUCUCGUUUGAUCGAUCGUAUCCCGGUGGACGGUCCGCUAUGACCGGAUUGAGCCUGAUUUGCUUCCGUUGGUGAAUUCGCUUCCAAGUUUCCAUGUAGAGCUCAUCGUCCUUUGAUGUUGCCAUAUCCUAGUAAUUGUAAUAAGUAGUAGGCGCAAAUGCAAGCCACUAGUACUGGUAGAUAACUCGUGAGGCUUCUUAAAAGAGAUCCGGGUGGCUUCAAAUUUGUGUGCAUGCUGUGUAAAUUUGAAACCUUGUU
This is a messenger RNA of Suillus discolor, 953 nucleotides long. RefSeq lists its product as uncharacterized. Bases 179 to 658 code for a protein of 159 amino acids. The record is from RefSeq and is a predicted model, not a curated record. The transcript is spliced from 2 exons. NCBI's taxonomy places the organism in Eukaryota, Fungi, Basidiomycota, Agaricomycetes, Boletales, Suillaceae.